Molecule: messenger RNA, 1314 nt
Organism: Zerene cesonia (dogface butterfly)
Lineage: Eukaryota; Metazoa; Arthropoda; Insecta; Lepidoptera; Pieridae
Exons: 1
Coding region: 95-1051 (318 amino acids)
Source: RefSeq, a predicted model, not a curated record
GACAGCUGACCAACCGCACGUAUCUAUCCGCUCGACGCCUGCAACGCAGUUUGUCUGAGAUUCUCAAACCUUUUCUGUCUGCAGCAUAACAAGAAUGUUUAAGUGCAAAAGUUGUGACUCUGAGUUUCGGGACGGGGCCAUGUGUUCCAUAUGUCUCAACCACUACGACUUUCCUUGUGCUGGAAUUACGGAGUCUGGGUGGCGCAGGCUCGGUGACAGGAAGUUAUCAUGGAGAUGUUCAGCUUGUAAAGUACCAAGCCCACGCCCAACAUUUCCUGGCCCUUCUACUGCCGAUAUGGAUAACAUCUUAUCUGAAUUAAAAUUACUAUCAGCCCGUACCUCAGCCAUACCUGACAUUGUGGAAAAUAUGAAGAAAAUACAAACUGAAUUGGCUGAGUUAAAAGCUAUUAAAGAUGACUUCAUAUCAAUGAAAACAUCCAUCGAAUUCGUCCACGACUCUGUUGCAGAAUUAACCUCAAAGGUCGCUGGUCUGAGCGCUGAAGUGGAAAUGCUAACAAAAUCAAAAGAUGAAGUCAUCUCACUCAGAAGUCAACUUGAAAAGCUAAACGAAGCUCACCAAGAUAACGAGCAAAGAUCCCGCCUCAACAAUAUUGAGAUAAAGGGUGUCCCCACAUCCAAUUCCGAAAAUCUAUUCGAAAUCGUUUCAAGAAUUGGUAGUUUGCUUGACCUCGAUAUCCCCAAACAGCAAAUUAAUUAUAUCGCAAGAGUGCCCAUGCGGAGUGACCCACGUAACAAAAGUAUAAUAUGCUCAUUACAUAAUAGAUACAUGAAAGAAAAUUUUGUUGCGGCAGCCAAAAAACGAAAAAUCACAGCGUCGGAACUCGGAUGCACGGGAGAUAGUUCGAUAUUCGUAAACGACCAUCUUACACUUGCUAACAAAACCCUACUUAACAAAACCAAGAUCCUGGCUAAAGAAAAAGGCUUCUUAUACGUAUGGGUGAAGAACUGUAAAAUUUUGGUGAGAAAAAAUUCCACAUCUCCAGUAUUAAGUAUAAAAUCGGAUAGUGACUUAAAAAAAUAUUUUUUAUAAUUAUUUACCAUUUAAUCUUGUUAUAUUCACUUCUUGUUGAAUUGCUGCUUUUAAUGUUUGAGAAUCGCUGUUUCAUUCCCCUUCCAUUCAUUCCACGCUUCGAGCUCCUUUGUUCGCUUAUCGCUCGGGCACCAACCGGUUUUUUGCUUGCGCUCACUCAAUUAUACACCGUAUAUCUAUUGCAUUACGACAUGUUUUCCGCGGUUGCUUUGAUCACUAUUUUGCUAAUAUUUUUUAUAUUAUGCCACAUGUUUUAUUGCAUG